Vespula vulgaris is the source of this 1214-nucleotide messenger RNA. It is a transcript of the gene Prosalpha6, whose product is annotated as proteasome subunit alpha type-1-like. The transcript has 5 exons. Gene Ontology annotation, cellular component: proteasome core complex, alpha-subunit complex; proteasome core complex; nucleus. Bases 162 to 998 code for a protein of 278 amino acids. NCBI's taxonomy places the organism in Eukaryota, Metazoa, Arthropoda, Insecta, Hymenoptera, Vespidae. The record is from RefSeq and is a predicted model, not a curated record. Gene Ontology annotation, biological process: ubiquitin-dependent protein catabolic process.
AGAGGCAGCAUGAUAGUAUAACGGAAUCAGCUCUACAUCAAUCUUAUCUUUUUAUACCAUUGCGUGAUAGUUAAUUUACAGAGUGAUAUUUUCUGCAAGUAAUAGUGGUUGUUAAUUUAUUAUUGUAUACAUUGUUUUGCUUAACUCAUUUAUAUUAAAAAAUGUUCCGCAAUCAGUAUGAUAGCGAUGUCACUGUAUGGAGCCCACAGGGUCGUUUGCAUCAAGUAGAAUAUGCAAUGGAAGCUGUAAAAUUAGGAUCAGCAACUGUUGGUCUUAAAAAUAAAACACAUGCUAUUCUCAUUGCACUUAAAAGGGCAUCCUCUGAACUUUCUGCUCAUCAAAAAAAGAUUAUUCCCAUUGAUAAACAUAUGGGAAUUACAAUUUCUGGUCUUACUGCCGAUGCUAGAAUAUUAAGCCGAUAUAUGAGAAUUGAAUGUUUAAAUUAUAAAUAUUCUCAUGAUGAUGUACUUCCUAUUAGUCGCUUAAUAGCAACAUUAGGAAAUAAGAUGCAGACUUGUACACAGAGAUACGAUAGACGUCCAUAUGGAGUAGGGUUAUUAGUAUCUGGUUAUGAUGAUCAGGGACCUCAUAUAUACCAGACUUGUCCAUCUGCAAAUUACUUUGAUUGUAAAGCAAUGGCUAUUGGAGCUCGUUCUCAAAGUGCACGAACGUACUUAGAAAAACAUCUUAAUGAAUUUUUGACAUGUGAUCUUGAUGAACUUGUGAAACAUGGUCUUAGAGCAUUACGUGAUACAUUGCCGAAUGAAGUAGAUUUAUCUGUUAAGAAUGUUUCUAUAGCAAUCGUGGGUAAAGGCGUUGAUUUUAUAAUCCUAGAUGAGUCAGCAACGUCUGAUUAUUUAAGCCAAAUUGAAGGAGAUGAUAAAAGAGGAAGACCGGCUAAAUCGAAUGUUGAAGACGACAGUAAACCACCUCAGGAUCCACCCGCUGAUAAGGAUCCACGCGAUCCACAAGCUGCCGUUGCUAUGGAAACAGAUUAAUUUAAAAUAUAAUAAAAAUAUUAUAAUACUUGUAUAAAAAAUAUGGUCACUUUAUUUUCAAGUUUUGUUCUUUAAAUAUUGAACAUACGAGUAAAAUACUUAUCAUUUAUCAUCUGCACAUAUAAAACCUCUAGAUGAUUGGUUAUAUUACAAACAUCUUUAAUUACAAAUUUGUAUAAUUUUUAUAUGUAAUAGUAUACAUUUAUUUCUACUAUA